Messenger RNA from Zonotrichia leucophrys gambelii, 1064 nucleotides. It is a transcript of the gene SH2D1A, whose product is annotated as SH2 domain containing 1A. Lineage: Eukaryota; Metazoa; Chordata; Aves; Passeriformes; Passerellidae. Bases 223 to 600 code for a protein of 125 amino acids. The transcript is spliced from 5 exons. Gene Ontology annotation, biological process: regulation of signal transduction; regulation of immune response. The record is from RefSeq and is a predicted model, not a curated record.
AACAAAUCUUCCCUGUGGGUGCUAAAAAUAUUGAUGCACAUUAUAGACUAGUGGGGGCUAUUUUCUGGAGAAAUGGUGAUCUCUACUAGCAGUGCCGUCUCACCCCGUGCAGAGGCUUCAGAGGUGUGAACACAUCCUGUUUACAUCUGCCACCAAGACGGGAGGCUGAGGGAGCACACGGCUGAGGCACGGGAGAGCAGCUGCAGCGGGACAGGCCCUGGCAUGGACACAGUGCCCGUCUACCACGGGGCCAUCACCCGAGAGGCUGGGGAGAAGCUGCUGCUGGCGGCGGGCACGGACGGCAGCUACCUGCUGCGGGACAGCGAGAGCAUCCCGGGGGUCUACUGCCUCUGCGUGCUGCAUCAGGGUUAUGUUUAUACCUACAGAGUGUCCCAGACAGAGGCUGGAUCCUGGAGUGCUGAGACGGCGCCCGGGGUCCCCCGGAGGCUCUUUCGGAAAGUGCACAACCUCAUUUCAGCCUUCCAGAAACCCAACCAAGGCAUUGUAACACCCCUGCAGAACCCAGUUGUCAACCACGUGAAAGCCAACUACUCCUCAGGGAGGAAUGAAGGCUAUGACUUCCACCUGCAGCCAUCAUGAGGAUGUCUCCCCAAGUGUGACAUAACCACAUCUUCCAGCAUCUCCUCUAAUCUAUGCUUUAAAACAGAAUGAUUUAUAUGAUAGUAAAUACAACUCUGUGAGUUUUCUUGUAACAUUUGCAGAAAUGUGUAUUUCAUAGAAUUUAUUGCUUAAGAUGUAGAAGUUUAGAUUUCAGAGUACUUUGAAGUUAGGGUGGGAUAUUUUUUGUUUUUGUUUUUCCCAAGAGAGGAUAAAAACCUAUGAACUGCUAAAUCCUUUAUGUCUUUUUUUCCCUCUUUGUACUGUCAAGUAAAAACAUUUCUCCCUUCAAGAUCAGUUCUUAAUUAAUAAUUAGUUAUUAAUUUUACAUUGCUUAACUUUGAAUCCUGCUUUGCUUUGUUCUGGUUGGCAUUUAUGCAGAAUUGGGCAAGUCUCCUUUCAUAACCUUAGGAGAAUUGUUUACAUUAAAGUGUCCUUGCCUUGGA